Messenger RNA from Closterium sp. Yama58-4, 996 nucleotides. The record is from the annotation of a GenBank genome assembly. Lineage: Eukaryota; Viridiplantae; Streptophyta; Zygnematophyceae; Desmidiales; Closteriaceae.
CGGCGGUUCUGGCGGAGUGUGAGCGGGAGUGGGGCGCAACGUUCUUCGGAUGGACGGCGGGGGCAAACUGCGCGGACGCGUUUGCGUUGAUGUGCGACUCAGAUGGCAUGAUCGUGAAAAUGCAGCUGGAUCAUUACGCGGACAAUGGGGGAUCCCUAGGGUCCAUUCCCCAAGCCCUCAGCAACCUCUCUCGCCUCUCCGUGCUGUCACUGACAUACAAUGCCAUGUCCGGGCCCAUUCCGCCAUCGCUCGCCAACCUCCAAAGACUCUCUACCUUGGACAUUGGCUCCAACAAUCUCACAGGGACCAUCCCUGCAUCCCUCGGGUCGCUCCUCAACCUGCAGUACCUGUUUCUCAACGACAACCAGCUUAUGAACUCACUACCUUUAUCUCUUACAAGACUGUCCAAGCUCCAAGUGCUUGCCCUUCAGAACAACCGCCUAUCCGGCAGCAUUCCUGAAUCAUUGGGUAGCCUGCAUCAACUUCGCGUCCUCCUGUUGUCCAGCAACACACUGGACGGCUCCAUCCCCUCGUCCUUGAACCGCCUCUCCAACCUCUUAUCACUGGAUCUGACCAGCAACACGUUGACUGGCUCUAUCCCCGCAACUCUGGCGUCUCUCAUAGACCUCAGCUAUCUGACGUUGGGUGACAACGGGUUGUCUGGUCGCAUGCCUACCUUCAUCGGCAACCUCUCCUCCCUCAUCUCCCUCGACCUGAGUGAUAACCAGCUGGUUGGGUCAUUACCUUCCGCCGUUUGGACUCUUCCUAAUCUCAUUAACCUGGACCUAUCCUACAACAUACUGACUGGGUCCCUCCCAUCAUCCAUCACUUCCCUUGAUGGCAUCUCCACCCUCAACCUAUCAAUGAACGGCUUUACCGGCUCCAUUCCCGAUGCUCUGGGCAACCUCACCUCUCUCACAUCGCUGGAUCUGAGCAACACGCAGCUAGGCAGCUCCAUGCCAUCCUCCCUUGGCGGCCUCACCCAGCUGGUUACCU